AUGUCCCAGCUGUCUGACACUGUCGACGCCUUGAAACGCAACAUUGACGGAAUAUCGCAGCUGUCCGACAUUGUGGACACAGUGAACCGCAACAUGGACGGUCUAUCUCGACUGUCCGACACUGUCGACGGCUUGAAACGCAACAUGGACGGACUAUCCCGACUGUCCGACACUGUCGACGCCUUGAAACGCGACAUGGACGAUAUGUCCCAGCUGUCCGACACUGUCGACGCCUUGAAACGCAACAUUGACGGAAUAUCGCAGCUGUCCGACACUGUCGACGCCUUGAAACGCGACAUGGACAACGAGCGGAACCGGACAGCUGCCCUGAUGAAGUGUUUUGGCGAUCUUUUUAGGUAA
Molecule: messenger RNA, 360 nt
Organism: Branchiostoma belcheri (Belcher's lancelet)
Lineage: Eukaryota; Metazoa; Chordata; Leptocardii; Amphioxiformes; Branchiostomatidae
Product: signaling mucin MSB2-like
Exons: 2
Coding region: 1-360 (119 amino acids)
Source: RefSeq, a predicted model, not a curated record